AUGUCAAAAAACGAUAAAGCGAUAUUGGAAAGACGCCUUAGGCCUAUUUAUGAUGCGAUAGACUCGGACAAUUUUAAGAAGGCUAUACAGGAGGCCGAAAAAAUACUGAAGAAACAUCCCACUACUAUAUGUGCGAAGAUACUAAAAGCAUUUGCUCUUAUUAAAAGUGAACGCCUCACUGAAGGAUUUGCCAUAUUAGAUACCUACGAUGUUGAAGGAGCCAACCACAAUGAGACGACACUGCAAGCGUUCGUUCACUGCUACAAAGAAGCUGCUCUACCUAUACGUAUUUGUAGAUUAUACGAAAGAGCUUCAGCAGUAAAUCCCACUGAGCACAAUUUGUCACAGUUGUUCAUGGCCCACGUUCGCGUGAAAAACUACAAAACCCAACAGCAAGUGGCUAUGAGACUUUUCAAAGAUUUCAACAGUGGACCAUACUUAUGUUGGGCCGUAAUGAGUGUUGUUAUGCAGUCGUACCAUGCCGAACCUUGUCUUGGCAAGAAGAUGUUUUUCCCCUUGGCUGAGAAAAUGAUAAGCCAAUUCAUAGAAAAGAAUGGGUAUCAAUCAUCUGCAUCUCUCGAACUCCACUGUCUCAUAUUAGAAGGUCUUGAAAAACAUAAGGAAGCUGAGCAGCUUCUUCGCUCGGAUGUAGGUGCAAAAUUUUCCAACAGCCCUCCAAACCUCACCAUCAUCCGCAGAUUACGUUUAUUAGUUGCCGAUAAAAAUUUCCUGAUGGUCAUUGAGAGAACGGUAGAAGCUUUGAAAGAGAAUAAUGACGAUUGGACUCUUUGGACUAUUUUGUUCGAUUCUGUCUUCCAAGUUCUGGUUUUAGAUUUACCUGAACCCAAGAAAAAACAAGCACUAGAUGAUAUGGUUCAUGCCGUCAUUUCCCACUGUUCCUUGGGAAGCCGAAACAGAGGACCUUAUAUGGCUAGAUUAGAAUUAUUAGGCAGAUUAUUAGAUUGUAAUGAAUCCUUGCGAGUUGCGAUUGGUGCUCGAUUGGGCGAGGCUUAUGAUUUGAUGUUAGCUUACUUCCGUAGAUUCUAUUCCAAGCCUUGUUGCUUUUCCGACUUGCAGAUUUAUCUGAGACUACUCGACAAAGAAAAGCUGAUGAAGUUCUGUGACGAGGUGAUGGAUAUUGUGAACCAGAUGAAUCUCAAACUGGAAGCUACCACCACUGCUUAUCUUUUCACCAUAAAGUUACAAAUGAAACUUGGAAUAGUUCAAGGAAUGACCCGAGAAGAUAGACGAAAGCUAUGCCAAACAAUUAUUCUCAAGGUUGAAAACUUAAGCAACUCGAAAAUGAGUUCUGAAGCUGCUUGUUCUAUUGCGGAUUUGGCUCAACUAGUGGGUCAAAUUCUAUGGAGUGAUUGGAGAAUCUCCAAUGAUUGGCAAGCUUUCUAUGAAAUGCUCCUCUUGCUUGAGUUCCUAGCUUCCCGAUUUAGUUCUGAUCCUUACUCCAAGCUCAUUCUUUGUAGAGCUUAUGCCCAUAUCGGAAAUCUUCUUCGAAUCGUCGCACUUACUUCUGCAUUAGACAUCAAGUCUGUACAGAAAGAUACCCUAGGUCAUUUAAUUUUCCCGGUCUAUACUCUCUGCGGAAGAUUCAAUCAUUCUAUCGUCCAUUACACCGAGUUGACAAACAUGUACACUCAGGCGGAAAGAGAGAUCAAUGAAUGCCUUGUCGGUGCAUAUAAAAACGGAACAUUCUUGCAAAUCAGAGGAUUAGUAGAACUUGACGAAAGGAUGAAGCAUUCAUCUUUGGCUUAUGGUGGUGAUAUCACUAAUCGUUACAUCUCCGGAUUAUUCGUUAUGACUGAUCUCAAGGAAGUUGUUAACGCCUUACUUGGUGAUGAUGAUCCUAUCUGCUGGGGAUCCAUCAAAGACAAUAGAGAUAUCGAUGUUAUCCCUACAUAUGAUCCCGAGCAAAACUUCAAAGAGAUUAACGAUCAUAAAAUGAUCAGUCACGUUGAAUUCGUUGCUCACAUUAAGCUUCGUCAUUUGCUAUGUCUAUCUAUUGGUGCUCUGGGAAAAGAUAGUUUCACGAGUGCCGAUAUCGUCAAAACGGCAGAACGACUGGACGAGUUCUUAACCGAAUGUAAGCUACGAUACCCAGAAAACGAUCAUGUGUGUCGAAUCUUCCAAUCUGCUGCCCCUGUUCGGUUAGAACUUCAUCUAUAUAGUCCAAGUUUCAAUCUAUUACUCGAUAUUCUUCAAAUGGGAAAUGAAGUAGUGAAAGCUAAAUGUGAUGAAAAGAACCCCCUACCAGCAUUGACUCUUACAGGAGAAGAAUUCUACGAAAAGUUGAUGGCUAUCUUACCCCCAUUGAACCAACCCAGCGGUCCAUUCGAAUUCCAUGAAAACAUAUAUCAACUGUCUCUAGUCGUACAGAUUGUAUCGAUGAUGCAAAUUAUUUUGACAAUAAUUUCGCGGAGAGACAAUGCCAAAGACAAAGCUGUUUUCACCCAACGGUGUCAGAAUCUAUUAGAUUCUAUCAACUCUUACUCCAAAGUGUUGGCAACUAGAGUUUGUGAUUAUAAGAAACAAUUGGAAACUAUCUCGGACGUUCUUUUCCCACGUAUCGGUGACGAUUGGGACCCGAAAGUUCUAAGUGUGCUGCAAACCCAUGAACCGAUGGUACGUGAUCGUUGCCUCAAGUCGUAUGAAGCAUCCCUAGAAGAUUUAAGAGUCUUCUCAUUGAGAAUGAAAGAAAGAUCCUGGACAUAA
Molecule: messenger RNA, 2724 nt
Organism: Auanema sp. JU1783
Lineage: Eukaryota; Metazoa; Nematoda; Chromadorea; Rhabditida; Rhabditidae
Source: the annotation of a GenBank genome assembly